This is a messenger RNA of Haliotis rubra (blacklip abalone), 2271 nucleotides long. Its product is annotated as allene oxide synthase-lipoxygenase protein-like. Bases 7 to 2004 code for a protein of 665 amino acids. Gene Ontology annotation, biological process: lipid oxidation. The record is from RefSeq and is a predicted model, not a curated record. The transcript has 15 exons. Lineage: Eukaryota; Metazoa; Mollusca; Gastropoda; Lepetellida; Haliotidae. Gene Ontology annotation, molecular function: protein binding; oxidoreductase activity, acting on single donors with incorporation of molecular oxygen, incorporation of two atoms of oxygen; metal ion binding.
GUCAACAUGACUGACGGCCCUCUCGUUGUCUCUGUCCGAACAGGGGAUAUCCAGGGUGCUGGGACCAACGCCAAUGUUUCUUUAAUCCUCCAUGAUAUUCAGGGCAAGACUUCGCCCAAAAUCAACCUCAACCACUUCUUCAGAGAUGAUUUUGAGAGAGGAAAUACCGACACAUUCGAGCUGCAGCGGGCACAAACAAAAAUGCUUUGCAAGCUCGGUAAGAUUGAAGUGUUCCGUGACGAUUCUGGAUUUGGAAGUUCCUGGUACGUUGAAAGAAUCACAGUUGAGAACAAGUCUAACGGCGACGUGUACAUCUUCCCCGUGUUCAGGUGGCUGCGACCUCAUUACCACUACGUGUUUCGGGAAAAUGACACCUUCCUUCCACAGAACGAUGCCCAACAGGAGCAGAGGAGGCUGGACUUGGAGGAGAAACGCAAACUGUACAUGAUUAAAACCGUCGAUCUGAAGCUGCCAGCAUCGAUUACAAGCCUGCCUGUGGAUGAAAUGUUUUCAGGCCAGUAUCGUUGGGACUUGCAGAAACUGAAACUGAACCUGAUAAUUCAAAGCAAAAUAACCAUGAUUACAUCAGGAAGAUGGAAAACUCUGGACGACAUAAGAAACGUCUACGUCAUGGACAUCUUCAACGAACCAAAAAGCAGCAGGGUGUGGCAAGAGGACUGGUUUUUCGGCCACCAAAGGAUUGCUGGACUUUGCCCUUCCCUGAUCCAUCUCUGCACAUGCGUUCCGGAAAAAUUAGGCAUUGUCGAGGGAGACUUGCUGCCAUUCCUAGAGGGACAAACUAUGAAAGAGGCUCUGACCAACAAGAGGCUGUUCUGCUGUGACCUUGCCAUUUUGCACAACUUCCCCGCAAAAAGCAAAGAACUCAGGGUAUGUGCCCCGAUCCUGUUGCUGUACCAAACCAACAGUGGCCAGCUCCUUCCAGUCGCCAUCCAGCUGUUCCAGGAACCAGGGUCAGACAACCCGGUGUUCCUGCCGUCAGAUGACCAGUACUUAUGGCUGCUGGUGAAAAUGUGGUACAACCAUGCAGAGACAUCAUACCACCAGUCCUUGGUUCACCUUGGGUUCACACAUCUCGCGAUGGAAGGAGUAAGUCUGAGUAUCAACAGGUGUCUGUCCGUCUCCCACCCAAUCUACAAACUCCUGGCGCCGCACCUGCUCUACAUCCUAGCUAUUAACAGUCGCGCUAUAGAGAAGUUGUUGGCUCAGGACGGGUGGAUUCAAAACACUAUGACUGUUGGCAGAAAUGGAGUUCUGAACCUUGUGAAACUCGGAGUAUCACAAUGGCGGCUAGAUGAGGACGGAAAUCUCCCGGAGGACCUAAAAAAGAGAGGGGUGUACGACAAGGAUGUACUGCCUAACUUCCACUAUCGGGAUGAUGGAUUACUCUUGUAUGACACAAUCAACAAGUACGUCACCAAGUAUGCCCACUUGUACUAUGAGACGGACGAUGUUCUGCUUGCUGACUGGGAGAUCCAGGCCUGGGCCAAGGAGCUGGUGGCGCCGAGAGAACAUGGUGGCAUUGGGAUGAAGGGUGUUCCCGGCAGUGGUGAAUUCCGAUACUUGAAAGACCUCAUCCAGACAUUGACGUCGGUCAUCUUCACCUGCAGCGUCCAGCACGCUGCCGUCAAUUUCCCCCAGUACGACUACUAUGCCUUUCCGCCAGCCUAUCCCGCUGGUCUGAACGGGUCACCACCAUCUCGGAAGUCCCCACUGAAGAUGCCUGAUGUCCUGCACGCUCUGCCAGACAAGAAAACAACCUUUGAUAUUAUGGUUGUCACCAAACUGCUCAGCAGCAAGGGUGUCAAGAGUCUGGGGGACUUCGAGGUUCAAUAUGUGUUUGAUCCAAAAGCGACUGUUGUUCAAGAGGAAUUCCGGGCAGAUCUUAAAGAAGUCGGGAGGGUGAUUGAGGAGCGAAAUAAGACACGGAACCCGACCUAUGACUAUCUUCAUCCCGACGCUAUCCCAAAUUCUAUCAGUAUCUAGCCGUCCCGGUAUUACUGUUCAUGAAUAUGUGAACUAGUUUGAACAAUUAGCAUUUACUUCAAAUGGCAGAAGGUAAUGUAGUGUACCGACGAGCACAGAGUAAGCACUACGUUAGAUGUAAUGGAAAUGUACCCUGAUGUGAGAUCACUAACACUAGGUUCUACGCACUAUUUAACAAAAUACACAGUUUGGAUAUUUUGUAAACUUUUGAAAGUGCAUACUCACCAGUGCAAAUCAUUUUAAACACGUAGUCAGGUUAGGUAUACA